Molecule: messenger RNA, 771 nt
Organism: Salvia splendens (bonfire salvia)
Lineage: Eukaryota; Viridiplantae; Streptophyta; Magnoliopsida; Lamiales; Lamiaceae
Product: MYB-like transcription factor EOBII
Exons: 3
Coding region: 49-720 (223 amino acids)
Biological process (GO): regulation of DNA-templated transcription
Cellular component (GO): nucleus
Molecular function (GO): DNA-binding transcription factor activity; sequence-specific DNA binding
Source: RefSeq, a predicted model, not a curated record
AACACACACACACACACACACACACACACAGAGAGAAGUUGAUGAGUGAUGGAAGAGGAGUGGAGAAAAGGGGCUUGGACUGCUGAAGAAGACAGAUUGCUUGUUGAGUAUGUCAACUUGCAUGGUGACGGCAAAUGGAACGCUAUCGCUACGCUUGCUGGAUUAAAAAGAAAUGGGAAGAGCUGCAGAUUAAGAUGGGUGAAUUACUUGAGGCCUGAUCUCAAGAGGGGUCGAAUAACCCCUUAUGAAGAGAGUGUCAUCCUUGAACUACAUGCUAGAUGGGGUAACAGGUGGUCAACAAUUGCUAGAAGCUUACCGGGAAGGACCGACAAUGAAAUCAAGAACUACUGGAGAACCCACUUCAAGAAAAAGGGCAACCUCACGUCCCGAAAUUCUGAAAAAUUGCGGGCUCGCCUUCUUAAAAGACAACAAUUUCAACACGAAGAAAUAGGCAUGAAACAUAUUAUGCCGUUGUUUUAUGAAAACGUCAAUAAUCUAUCAAUCUUUGAUGAACCGAGCCAUGAACUUGUAAAAGCGAACCCACUAGCCGAGCAAGAAGUCUCGCCGCAUGAGACCCCAAACGAUUUGAGCAUAUGGGAUAUUGGCUUGUGGAGCAUGGCUGAUCUUCAUGGAUAUAGUAGCACAAAUAGAGCUAUUUAUCAGCACACUUCGCCUUCACAUUUAGUUUUGAGCUCUUUGGGUACAACUUUUCAUGUUUGAAAUAAAUAAAAAUCAAAUCAAUGAAAAUCAAAUAAAGAAGGUUUUGUAUUA